CCCUUUCAUUACUAUAUCCAAAGUCUUUCUAAUUCUUGAAUCCCGAUGAUGUUAUAUCUAUACUUUUUAUAGUUUGUGUGAUUCACGAGAGAGAAAAAAGAGAAGAGAAAGAAACAAAAAGCGAAGACCGAUCUGAUCGAUUACUUCCAUGGAGAAACCAGCAAGAUCAAAGGGGAAAAUCUUCUCAUUCAUACCAGGAGCCACCUCUGUCUCAUUCCAUAACCCACCCAUCAGUCCUGGUCCUGAGAAAAGGCCCGAGAAUUGGAACAAGUUCAAGGCCAAUCCGGGCAAAGGCUUCUCCGGUCCCAUCAUAUCCAUUAUCCCAGCCGAGGCUCGCAGGAAAUCAAGGAGUGGUAGCUUCGAUGUCACAGAACCCACAUCCCCGAAGGUCUCUUGUAUGGGUCAAAUCAAACACAAGCACAAGAAGCUCAAGAACAAGAAGAAGAACACUGUGAAAUCCAAGAGUCUGCCUUCUCCUCGGGAUUUCUAUAAACUUGAAUCGUCUCCCGGAGAAGCAAAGAAGAAGCCCUCAUCGGCGAUCCGUAGAAUUUUCGGGAUUAGGAGAUCUGAUCAUUCUGAUGUUCCUGAUAGAGAAGAAGAAGCAGUUCAGGUACAGGGUAAGGCGACUUCUUUGGGUCAGAUGAAGCGGUUCACAAGUGGUCGUAAUUCUCUGGCCAAUUUCGAUUGGACGGCACAUAUGCCGGCGGCUUCAGAUGACCGGAAUUAUCAUUCCGACGAGGAGAGAGGUGGUGGAGGAGAGAGUGAUGAAGAUGGGGUAAUAAUUCCUCACUCUGCACCCAUAAUGGUGGUUGGUGGAGGAGUGGCUUUUGGAGGCAAGGAAAGAAGUUAAAUCUGUAGAAGAGAAAGAGAACUGAAGAACCAUGGCUCCACCUCGGCUUCUGCAAUUCACUCUCAAGAAGUGAUGAGAGGAUCUUUGGAUUGUAGUCUUUUUUGUCUUAUUUUGCUUAAUUUUUUGUUUAAAAAAAAUGUAAGAUUGAAGAACAAAAUAGAAAAGAGUUUUUCUUUGGACAGCAAAUAGAAAGACUUCUUUUUCUUUCGGGGAUUAA
Macadamia integrifolia is the source of this 1067-nucleotide messenger RNA. RefSeq lists its product as uncharacterized. The record is from RefSeq and is a predicted model, not a curated record. NCBI's taxonomy places the organism in Eukaryota, Viridiplantae, Streptophyta, Magnoliopsida, Proteales, Proteaceae. The transcript has a single exon. Bases 149 to 850 code for a protein of 233 amino acids.